AUGCAUGUGCAUCUCAUCCCAUCUCCCCUCACUCUGCUGUACUACACAUCUACCUGCCUUCUGCUUCUUCAUCACCGUCCUCAUCACUAUCACUCCAUCCCUUACUCUUUUUCUCUUUUGAUUCUUUGUCUAGCUACGAUACCCACAAUGCUUGCCUCUCGUCUCACCCCGCGGACCAUCCCCGCACGCCAAUGGCGUCGACACUUCAGCGCCGCCCGUCCAGCUCUGAAGGAGAUCCAAGAUGCCUACAUUCUCAGCGCUGCGCGCACUCCUACAGCCAAGUUCAACGGCUCCUUUGUCUCCGUCCCAGCCCCCCAACUCGGCGCCGUGGCGAUCAAAUCCGCCGUCAGCAAAUCUAACCUCCCCACCGAAAAGAUCACAGACGUGUACAUGGGCAACGUCCUCCAAGGAUCCGUAGGCCAAGCGCCCGCGCGUCAAGCCUCCAUUUUCGCCGGCCUCGCUCCCACCGUCGAAGCCAUGACCGUGAACAAAGUAUGCGCGUCCGGAUUGAAAGCCGUCGCUCUGGCCGCCCAGAACAUCCAGCUCGGACUAGCAGAGGCGCAAGUGGCCGGUGGUAUGGAGAACAUGUCGCGUGUGCCCUACUACAUGCCACGUUCCAGUCAGUUGCCUCCCUUUGGGGAGAUCAAGCUUGAAGAUGGCCUGAUCAAGGACGGCCUGUGGGAUGUGUACAACCAGAUUCAUAUGGGUAUUUGCGCGGAGCAGACGGCCAAGAAAUACGAGGUAUCACGGGAAGAACAGGAUGAGUAUGCAAUCCGGUCGUACGAGCGGGCGCAGAAGGCCUGGGCUGAGGGUUUGUUUGGCGAGGAAAUUGCCCCUGUGACGGUGAAGGGCAAGAAGGGGGAUACGGUGGUCGAGAGGGAUGAGGGCGUUGAGAACCUCAAGGCAGACAAGCUGCGCGGGUUGAAGCCCGCGUUCUUACGGGACGGCACCGGCACAGUCACGGCGGGUAAUGCGUCCACGAUGAACGAUGGCGCCUCCGCCGUGGUGGUGGCUAGUCGCGAGCUGGCCAGGGAGUUUGGCACGGGCAAUCGUGCGCUAGCGAGGAUUGUCAGUACUGCUGAUGCAGCUAUCGACCCUGUUGAUUUCCCCGUGGCCCCGGCCAAGGCCGUCCCGAUUGCGCUAGAGCGCGCGGGCAUCAGCAAGGAGCAGGUUGCCGUGUGGGAGUUUAACGAGGCAUUUGCGGCGGUGAUCAAGGCCAACGAGAAGAUUCUUGGACUGCAAAACGCGCGUGUCAACCCGCUGGGCGGGGCCAUCUCGCUGGGUCAUGCACUGGGCAGCUCGGGCUCGCGCAUCCUGGUGACGUUGCUGCACCAGUUGCAGCCGGGCGAGUACGGUGUGGCAGCCAUCUGCAAUGGCGGAGGAGCAGCUAGCGCGAUGGUUGUGCAGAAGCUGGACCGGGUGGACUGA
Messenger RNA from Aspergillus niger, 1428 nucleotides. RefSeq lists its product as uncharacterized. The coding region runs from base 1 to 1428 and encodes 475 amino acids. The transcript is spliced from 3 exons. Gene Ontology annotation, biological process: fatty acid beta-oxidation. The record is from RefSeq and is a predicted model, not a curated record. Gene Ontology annotation, molecular function: acetyl-CoA C-acetyltransferase activity. NCBI's taxonomy places the organism in Eukaryota, Fungi, Ascomycota, Eurotiomycetes, Eurotiales, Aspergillaceae.